GUGGACGAGUGCAAAACAAACAUGGCGGCGCCCACAGGCGAAGAGUCCGCGGAGAAACCGGGAGAGGAUUUAUCAAGCCCUUCUUCCACCAACAGCCCCGACACCGACAUGGUUUCAGAAAAUUCAGGGGAGCUACACGACUGUGUGGUGGAUUUCCUGAAGACGGAGGUCGGAAACGACGUGAAAUCUCUGAGGAAAGUCGGCGACAUGCUGGAGAAAAUGAGAGAGGAGAACAAGCAGCUGGAGGAGCAGGUCAUGAUGAUCUCCAGCUCUGUGCCGCUCAAAGUGUCUGCAGCUCUGUCCGCCGCCGAGGAGGCCAGAUGUUCUGUGGAGAACCUGCUGCAGAGAGAGAGAGAGCUGUCCAGCACCCUGCAACAGCACUUACAGGAAGCCCAGCCGUGGAUGGACAGGCUCGGACAGACGCUCGGCCAUGUUGACACUAUAGAGAGACACCUGAAAUACCUGCAGUGCCUUCAACACAUUGAGGAACUCAGUGCGCUGGUGCAGCAGUGUCUGAUGACCAACAGCGUGUGGGAGGCCAUCAGAGCCGUGGACAGCAUGGCUGCUCUGGACGCUCAGCUGCAGCAGUCUGGAUGCUCCCACCUCAAGGCCUUCCUCUCAGAGACACUCGUCUUCUGGCACAAGAUCAUCAAAGACCGACUGGCCAGUGAUUUCGAGGAGGUGCUGACUCUCCUUCAGUGGCCCUUCAUCUCCCCUCCCACUCAGUCUCUGGCGCCCCCUGCCAACUCCCAGGAGAUCAGCAGCCAGCUGGAGCUGCUGGCCACACAGCUGCUGGCCCUGCAGACCUCCGAUGACCUCAUAUCUCAGAGGGCGUCGGCCUCUCAUGCAGGCGCCCCCGCAGGCCAGCCCCUCACCCUCUCCCCACCCCUUUGCCUGCCCAUCCAGAUCAUGCUGCUGCCUCUCAGUAAGAGAUUCAGAUACCACUUCACAGGCAACAGACAGACCAACUCCCUCAGCAAGCCAGAGUGGUACCUCACGCAGGUCCUAAUGUGGAUGGGGAACAGCUCAGCCUUCAUGGACGAGAAAAUCCAACCUAUUCUGGACCGUGCCGGAGCCAACAUCAACGCCAGGGUAGAGCUGUGUCGAGGGCUGCUGUCUCUGGUCCAGGAGAAGGUGGCCAGCGAUGCUCCCAGGCUGCUGUAUGACGACUCUCUUUUCUGCCAUCUGGUGGAGGAGGUGCUGCAGUUUGAGAAGGAGCUGAGGAGCAGCCAGCUGUAUCCUGCAGCCCUGCCCGGCCUGCUGCACCUCCUGGUGGAGGACGCCACACUGCAGAAGUGGCUCACUGUGGAGAAGAAGAUGGCAGUGGAGAAGGUGGAUGCCAUCCUGUCGGCUGAGGGAGCGUGGAGCUCUCAGUACCGAGACAUCAGUGACGUGGAUGAGCUCAAGGCUCCAGACUGUGCUGAAACUUUCAUGACUUUGCUGCUGGUCAUCACUGAGCGCUAUCGGUCGCUGCCCUGUCCCCGAGCCCAGCUGAAGUUUCUGGAGCUGCAGAGGGAGCUGAUCGAUGACUUCCGUAUCCGACUCACCCAGGUGAUGAAGGAGGAGUCUCGCUGCCCGCUCGGUGCCCGCUAUUGUGCCAUCCUUAAUGCUGCCAACUAUAUUUCCACUGUCCUGGGAGACUGGGGAGACAACGUGUUCUUCCUGCAGCUGCAGCAGAUGGCAGUGUCGCUGGGCGAGGAGCAGGUGCUGGGAGCUCUGGGGCUGAUGGAGGUGGGCCGCCUGGCCUCUCUGGAGGAUUCACUGUUUGAAGGUCUGCUGGCUCUGCUGGACCGGCUGAGAGGAGACAUGAUGGGAAGACUGCUGGAUGCUGUCAUGAGAGAAAUCAGAGAAAAGGCAAAACCCUACUGCCAAGACAGGUGGUUAUCCCUGCCCUCCCUGUGUGACCAGUCCAUCAUGUCUCUGUCCAGUUCAGCAUGUCCCAUGAUGCUUUGUGUGCGGGACAGGUUGUUGUACCUUCAUCAGGUGCUGAGUCUUCCUCUGUUCCAGCUGGCCUGGCAAGGCCUGGCAGAGCGACUGGACAGUUUCCUUUACCAGGAGGUGAUUCUGUCUAAUCACUUCAACGAGGGCGGCGCCGCUCAGCUGCAGUUCGACAUGACCAGAAACCUGUUCCCUCUGUUCGGACAUUACUGCAAGAGACCAGAGAAUUUCUUCAAGCAUGUGAAAGAGGCCUGUGUCAUCCUGUGUCUGAAUGUGGGCUCUGCCCUCCUGCUGAGGGACCUCCUCAGGGAGUCGGAGGAGGAGAGGAGAGGCGGAGGAGUGGAGGUGAAUCCCUCUCCGCAGUCGGCGCUGAACGAGCUGGGCGUUUUCCGCCUGGCGCCCUGCGAUGUUCUGAUCCUGCUCAACCUGCGAGCCUCCUGGCCUGGACAGUGAUGCUCCACUCUGCUCCCAGUCAGCACAACACAGAGUGGACUUGGUCUCAGCACUUCCUAAAGUCCUUCCUGUCCAGCGAGGUGGAAGCAGCGCCACAGCGACACUCUGAGGCGGUCACGGCGCCGCGCUGUGACUCCUCUGCCCGUGGACUUGCCCACAUAACCGACUGACCAACAGCUCUAUGCAAUGUCCAGCGUUUUGAGUAAAGUACAAAAAUAAAUCUGAACUGAAAUCUAGAACGUCCGGUCACUCACAGUUGUGUGGCUGUAUCACUCGGACGAGUUGCCGUGGCAACACAGAUCGAUGUUGUGGCGUAAGCACAACCCAUGUCCAUACCAAAUACUGAAAGAAGUAGUCAGUGAUUUUAGGUGAUUGUACCUGGACCAAAAUAGGAGCAAAUCUACUCUUAAUCAAAAUACCUGGCAAAAUACACACUCAGUGGCCACUUGAUUAGCUCCACCUGCACAAUCCAACUGUUGUGCCAUAAAGUUUUUCCUUUCCUGCUGCCUAUAAUGCUCAGCUUUUCUUGUUGUCACAGUAAUAGAGGUGUUCAUUCACUUCUAUGUUUGGCACUGAGCUCAUAGUUAGUGCUGCUGUUGGACUGGACUGAAUUUUAUUGAGAGCUGUUUCCACUAUUCUGUCUCCUCCACAUGUAUAUAAACAAGGAGGACAAAAAAUUGGAAACACCUCUCAAUAAAAUGUAGACCUCUGCAAACUACAACCUCUGUAAUAAACACAGAAUUAAAUUGACACAUUCUCCAACAAAAACUGAACAUUAUUAAUUUCAUUAAAAGGUAGAAUUUUAUGACAGAGCUGUUGACCUGAACUGUAUUACAGCUGGAGCUGAGGAAGUGGACACUGAGUGUGUAUCUCACUGGACUGUCUCAUGUCACCUCACCUAACACAGAUAAUAUGAGUGUAUUCAAACUGUUAACACUACAGCCCUGCCAGCAGUACCACAGCCUGCUCCAACACGCCCUGUAGCACUUCAAGAGUUUAAUUUCAAUACUUUGUUUAAAGAAGACUGAUAUAUAUGGAAUAUAUGGAAGGCACUGGAGAUGCCACCAAAGACUGGAUGAUAUGAAUAAGGUUGUCUGUCUAAAAUGCUUUGGUUUGAAUGGACCCUGCCAGUUAUUUUGAAUGUUUAGCCCAUUUACAACAAUUUACCUACAUUUUACAUUGCAAUAAACCACUUUCGGGAGUACAAAAGAUUUCACAACAUACAAUCACAAUCCCUUAAUUUUCAAAUAUGAAUUUUUGGUGGAAACAGCCGCCUUAAAAUGUUCUGUGUCUGCAGCUAACAAAGACAUCUCCAUUCAUACACCACAGAAAGUUUGGAAAAAUUAUAUUGAAGAUGAGCAAAAAUGUCAAGUUUAAACAUGUUAUAGAUUUCAGGCUAACGGGCAAAAUCACUGGUGCGGUCCUUUAAUCCACUUAGUGUAUAUUAUGGUUCCAUGCUGGUGGAAUAUAUGUGUGUACAAUUAUAUUAAUUUGAAUGACAGUGUUGCUCAAUAAAAGUUGAAUUCUGUCCUCA
Myripristis murdjan (pinecone soldierfish) is the source of this 3925-nucleotide messenger RNA. RefSeq names its product RAD50 interactor 1 (gene rint1). The record is from RefSeq and is a predicted model, not a curated record. The transcript is spliced from 16 exons. Lineage: Eukaryota; Metazoa; Chordata; Actinopteri; Holocentriformes; Holocentridae. Gene Ontology annotation, biological process: endoplasmic reticulum to Golgi vesicle-mediated transport; regulation of ER to Golgi vesicle-mediated transport; retrograde vesicle-mediated transport, Golgi to endoplasmic reticulum. The coding region runs from base 22 to 2391 and encodes 789 amino acids. Gene Ontology annotation, cellular component: Dsl1/NZR complex.